AAAAGUCGGUCAGCCAGCGCGCGAGCCUCAGAGCCGCUCCGUCAUCAAAGGCGCUCCGUUUGCUAACCUUCCCGGCGCUUUACGGUGGUGGUGGUGCCUCACUUGAAGAGCGGAGAGCCCCCGGCAGUGUGUUCAACAGCGUCUCUGAAAGCCGACCUGAUGACUACCACCAACAUCCCCAUUACAUUUAUGGAUAUAGAUAACCACUCCUUCUACUUUACAGCGGAAGAUGAUGGUUUGGAAGAGGAUACUUUCAACAAAUCUGUUAAGUUCUCGGUACAUGAGAUUCAAAGUAUGGACCAAAAAAUCCUGACUUUAAACAAAGAAGAAAACAAAUUUCUUUUCCAAUGCUUGACUGAUAAGGAGCGAUGUGAGCACAAAUUCGAGUGCAAAUUCACCAUCCAUAUUUAUCAGAGCAAUAGUCGAGAGUCAAUUGUGGGGCGGCCAGUCAUGCUGUAUGCCAACAAAGGGGAGGAGAAGAUGGUGGCAUGCUGCCAUGGGAACUGUGAGAUUCAGGCUGAAGCAAUGAAACUUCCCAAUAAAGUUGAUGCAACAGCAGACAAAGCCUUGUUCUACAUGAAGGAACUCGCAUCAACUGACACGGUUGUGUUUGAGUCCGCGCUGUACCGGAAUCACUUCCUUGGAUUUCAGCGCGACGAGAAGAAUCCCUGGCAGCACAAACUGGUCUUGAUUCAGCAAGUGGAUGGCACAGAUUCCAGGAACGAGUUCCUUAAGCUUCCUCCGCACAGCUGUUGCUCAGGUGGUGGAGCAAAGUCGACGGGUUGAUCCCCCGCCCCUCCACAGUCUAAGUGUCCUUGGGCAAGACA
This is a messenger RNA of Stegastes partitus (bicolor damselfish), 827 nucleotides long. RefSeq names its product interleukin-18-like. The transcript is spliced from 6 exons. NCBI's taxonomy places the organism in Eukaryota, Metazoa, Chordata, Actinopteri, Pomacentridae. The record is from RefSeq and is a predicted model, not a curated record. The coding region runs from base 160 to 786 and encodes 208 amino acids. Gene Ontology annotation, molecular function: cytokine activity. Gene Ontology annotation, biological process: inflammatory response; immune response.